GACAAUUUUUUGUAAUCCUUUUUUUAUAUAAAUUCUUUGUUCUGAGAGAUCUGCUUGUUAUUGGUCAGGUGGAAUGUGAGUGCUUCUGCUGCACGCCCAAAUCCUCAAGGAUCUUUCAGAUACGGUUCAAUCAAUGUGACACAAGUCUACAUGUUAGAAAAUAAACCACUAGUUACUAUUAACGGAAAACAAAGAGCCACUCUCAAUGGGAUUUCAUAUUCCCCGCCUAGUACACCGCUAAGACUCGCUGAUCAGUAUAACCUUAAGGGAGUGUACACACUCGAUUUCCCCACAAAACCACUUGAUGAGCCACCAAAGCUUGGAACUUCUCUAAUGAAUGCUUCAUACAAGGGAUUUAUGGAAAUUAUAUUUCAGAACAAUGGAACUAAUGUUCAGACUUACCAUUUGGAUGGACAUGCAUUUUUUGUUGUUGGGAUGAAUUAUGGGGAAUGGACGGAGGAGAGUAGAGGAACAUAUAAUAAAUGGGAUGCAGUUAUUGUAAUCUUUAUCAAGGGAAAUAGAGAACACACUAUACAAAAUCUUAUGGAAAGAAAGAUUGAAGUUAUACUCAACCUUGUUAUCAAUUUUACAUCAGCAUAAACAAUACUUACGGUGGAAAACAAUAAUCCAAUGUAAUCAGUUAUAGAAGCAGUCCAUACAAAACACACAUCAGUGUAAACAAUAACAAUCAAAGUAGGCACCAACCUUGCACAUAAAUUUAUAGGGUAAUUUUCACAAAAUCCACAAUAAGUUCGGGUGCCAUUUGUGGUAAAGCAGCAGAUUACUGAACAUUUCAAAC
Asparagus officinalis (garden asparagus) is the source of this 799-nucleotide messenger RNA. RefSeq names its product monocopper oxidase-like protein SKU5. NCBI's taxonomy places the organism in Eukaryota, Viridiplantae, Streptophyta, Magnoliopsida, Asparagales, Asparagaceae. The coding region runs from base 151 to 600 and encodes 149 amino acids. The transcript is spliced from 2 exons. The record is from RefSeq and is a predicted model, not a curated record. Gene Ontology annotation, molecular function: oxidoreductase activity; copper ion binding.